AUGUCGUCUACAAGCACCUUGAGACAGUAUUUGUCUCAGCUUGUGUUGUCCUUUCCUGGAAAUUUCUAUGAAAAUGUAGCUGAAGACAGUGAAUAUCAGGCUAUUAGCUCUUCGAUCCAACUUAUCUUGAAGGGUCAGUCUUCUGAUCUUAUAAGCCACGCAGAUUUACAGAAGCUUAUCUUUUCAUCCGAAGCUAAGACCAUAUUGAACAAGUUUCCUUCAACUUCUUUGCGUGAAGUUUUGCAUGAAUAUGGUGACUUUUUGGUCAAAGUGUUCAAUGGUGAAUUUGCCAAUCCACUUAUAGGUAAGACUCAACUACAGAUUGUAGCGAUUGCUUUCUUGCAGCUGUAUGUGCAGCUCAAUUUUACUGGUCCAGCGAUUGCUUUCAGUUCUCGUGAUAUGUUUUUCCCUGAAGUUGAUGCUGAUAUCGUGAAAUAUGAAGCUCUCAAGCUUCUCAACAGUGAAGGACAGCAGGCAUACGACUUGAUGAACGACCCAUUAUUUCUCGUCAUCUCUGAAGUAUUGUUUGAAAAGUUGAUGAAUAUCGACAAAAAGUAUUCUUUGAUUGGAAAAGAUAUUGCUUUGUCGUUAGAAGAGGUUGCAGAGGCCACAGCUGCCGCAAUCAAGGGCUCGGAAGGUGAUCCAGUACAAGCUUCUCUCCAGUGGUGGAGGAACAGAGCGUUGCAAGUUCAUAUUUCUAUAGUUUCAGAACCUCCAAACUCAUUGGCUACGAUAUCAUCACUUUUACUUAAUCCUACUGUUCCCAACAGUUUAAUGCCAUCUACUGAGAACAGCCCUGAAAUUCAGAAGCUUGUACAGAUUCUCUACUUUUUAGAAGCAGCUAGAGGAGGCAUUCAUGCCCAAACCGAAAGUUUGGCUACACCUUUCUUGGGCCAUGCCAAGAAACUUUCUCAAUUCAACUUCUUGUUGUCUGGAGCUAAAGCCAAGCGAACCAAAUUUCAACAGUUCCACACUGCUGCCUUAAUCAUCUUGGCUAAGAGCAAAUCAACCUCUGUGUAUGACAAAGUAGAGGAAGAAGUAGAGAACCCGGAAAGUUUCCAACUUGGAGACGAUUUGUUGUUGGAAAAACCACAAUUCGAAUCGUUGGAUGAUCUUCAAUUUGAUGAGGAACCUAAUAGUAAGAGAUUUAAACUUGACUUUGCGGGACUAGAAGAAGAGCAGAAUGAAGAAAAGUUGUUGCCUAUUGCAUUCAGACAAGAGGAUAUUCCAGAAGACUUGCGAGAAUUAAAUCCAAACGAACAGCCAGCACUUAGUGCAUUGGAUAACUUGCAAUUGUUGUUGCGCCUAGUCAUAAUAAGGCAGACUACUCCUUCUCAUGAUGCAUUAGUUGAACAAGAGUUGAUGGCUAUAGUAAGUAGAAUCAUCUACUCUUCCACUAAAGGCUGUAACUGGACUAUUUUUUCCAGAGCUCUUUGGGAAAGAUCCUUGCUAGAAACUAGUAAAGCUAGAACUGUAGAAAGAGGUAUCUUACAGAUGACUUCUUUGGUGGAAGAAAUCGGAAUCAAAAUCAAAACCAAGACCUUGCCUCUGGCCAGUGAUGAGGAGUUGUCUCCUGCUUCUUCCAGACUUAGAUUUAUACACCAGCUCCCGUUGAUGCCUCAAUGGCAGAUGGAUGCCCAAUUGGCCGAAAAGUACAUGUCCUUGGGUGUAGUGAAGUCUGCUUUGGAAAUCUACGAAAGAUUGCAGCUUCAUUGCGAAGCAGCCUUGUGUUAUGCUGCAGUAGACAACGAGUUGCAAGCAGAGAAGAUCUUGGUGGAAAGAAUCAAGACUCACCCAGAUGAUGUUAGAGCAAUUUCCAUCUUGGGUGAUAUUAAACAAGAUCCUCUGCUAUGGAUAAAAGCUUGGGAACUCGGAAGGUAUGCUAAGGCUAAGUCUUCUUUAUCUCAUUACUACUACUCGCCUCCUAAGUCUUCUGGAUUAACCAAGAACUUGGAAUUGGCUCUUGAGCAUAUGCAUGACUGUUUGACUGCAACCCCAUUGAACAACGAAAAUUGGUUCUUCUAUGGUUGUUGUGGAUUGGAGUCUGCUCAGUAUGAAUUGGCUUCUGAGGCUUUCACUAGAUGUGUAGCUUUAGAUGACACCAAUUCGCCUGCCUGGUCCAACUUGGCCAGUUCCUUAAUAAAGUUGGACAAGGAUAGACCAGCUUACAACGCUUUGAAGAAGGCUAUUAGAAGUGGUAAGGAAAACAAGAACUGGAGAAUUUAUGAAAAUUAUCUUACUGUUUCGGCCAAAUUGAAUGAAUGGAAUGAUGUUUUGGUGGCUUCCAAAGAGCUCAUUGAAAUCAGAGCUAAGACUGAAGGUGAAAGUGCAAUUGACAUCAAUGUUUACGAAAAAUUGGCUGAAAUCUUGGUCGCUACUGAAUAUCCCAGAGACAGUGAGACCAGAAUGACCCACUACCAAAACUCGUGCGUUGACCUUAUCUGUAACGUCUUACCUACUGUUUUGACUACCUCUGCUAGAUGUUGGAGAAUUAUAGCACGUGUAGAGUUAUGGAGAGGUAGACCAUGGGCUGCACUUGAAUGCCAUGAAAGAGCUUACCGAGCAUUGUCGCAAAGAGCAGAGUUAGAAUAUCAAGAAAGUGCUUGGAAUGAAGCUGUAGAUGCCUGCUCGGAUUUGAUUGGUGCCUACGAGUCGUUGGGAGAGAGGCCUGGGAAGCAUGGAGCAGAUGAUCUUGUCUGCAAAGACUGGAAGUACAAAUCUAGAACCACUGUGAGGUCUUUGAUGUCAAAGGGAAAGGCUAUGUGGGAAGACUCUGAAGGUUGGAAUAGACUUCAGGAUUUGAAGGAAGACUUGACCAACAACAGGUAA
Messenger RNA from Scheffersomyces stipitis CBS 6054, 2829 nucleotides. RefSeq names its product tetratricopeptide repeat-containing protein. NCBI's taxonomy places the organism in Eukaryota, Fungi, Ascomycota, Pichiomycetes, Serinales, Debaryomycetaceae. The record is from RefSeq and is a predicted model, not a curated record. The transcript has a single exon. Gene Ontology annotation, molecular function: protein binding. The coding region runs from base 1 to 2829 and encodes 942 amino acids.